AUGCCCGUCGAGCUACUUGGCUUCCCGCCUGCCUACGUCCUCGUUGGAGCAUACCGACUCGUCACCGACUCUAGCCUGUACCGCCCCAUCUGGCGCCGCUCGGGCAAGGCGCUCCAGCGCGCCCUCCUCCUCGCUCUCCCGCUCGCCGUCGUCUCGCUCCCCGCCACUCGCAUCUACGUCCAGUUCAUCCUCGCGAGGAGCCCCUUUUCGCCGAGCGACAUCCACAACGCCAACUUCCUCGGCGUGUCGCCCGUCCAGUACACGACCUGGAUGCUCGUCCUCGGCCAGGCGUCCAUGUUCCUCGAGUGGAUGCUCAAGCGCGAGUUGCGCAAGAGCCGCGACGAGGUGUACGAGGCGACCGUGCGCAGCAGGGGCAAAGCCCCCGACUUCUGGCAGCCCUACACCGAGGAAUGGCUCGUGCCGCCCGUCGAGCGCGCCAAGCGUGCAGGCGAGAAGCAGUCGUUCUACAUGCGCCUGUCGAGCCCGCUCAUGCGCAUCGUCCUCCUCCGAGUUCUUCUCACACCCCUCAGCUUCAUUCCCGGCCUCAGCCUCGCCGUCAUGAGCGCCAUCCGCUCCCUCACGCUCGGCAGGUCCCUGCACCGCACUUACUUUGCGGCCAAGAAGAUGACGCCGCUCCAGGUCGAGCUCUUCGUCACCGAGCGCGAGAUCGGCUACCGCAUGUUUGGCUUCGUCGCGUCCCUCAUGGAGCGGAUCCCUCUCGUCGGCCUCGUGUUCAGCAUCUCGAACCGCAUCGGCGCGGCCAUGUGGGCUCACGACCUCGAAAAGCGCCAGCACGCCUUCUCGUCGGGCGCUCUCAAGCCGACCAAGGUCUACGCGUCCAAGACGGCCGCCCUCGCCGCUCAGCAGCGUGCGGCCGACAUUCCGGAGGAGGUCAUGCGCGGGCCGGGCGGCUUUCCUCUCGCCAAAGGGCCGAUCCGGAUCGAGAAGGACGGGGCAGAGGUGGGCCUGCCGGCAGUAGGACCGCCGGCGCUGCCGCCGAGGAAAUGAGGAGCGCGAACGAGGAACUGCAACGAUGGUUCUACAGACAUGAC
Molecule: messenger RNA, 1052 nt
Organism: Rhodotorula graminis WP1
Lineage: Eukaryota; Fungi; Basidiomycota; Microbotryomycetes; Sporidiobolales; Sporidiobolaceae
Exons: 8
Coding region: 1-1008 (335 amino acids)
Source: RefSeq, a predicted model, not a curated record